AUGUCAGGACCGGGCUCCACCAACCCUCUGCCACCUCCGACAGCAGGCUGGGACAAUGGCCCAUCCAAACUGGAAGUUAAAGUGAAGGAGAACGAAAAUCACCUCGAGGCAAUUGGACCUACAGAGAGCCAUGCACUUGCUCAGAUAGGCCAGGAUGAAAAAGGUCUGGCUCAGGAAGCCAGCGAUACCAACGAAGUGACGGAUCUGGGGUGGGAACAAUCACCUGAAGGCCAGAUCGUGGCUGGCCUAUCGAAUGAGGAUCUUUGGAUGCUUAUCAGACGGUUCAAUAAGCAAUUAUAUUAUGUGAAGGCUGUCCCAGAUGCCCCGUUACAAAGAUUGGAUCUAAACCGCGCAGAAGAUGAACAUUUCUCACCAGAUAAAUUGCGGGCGACCCUUGAGCGUUUCUAUACGACGAUUGUUGUGUCACUGGCUGCAUUCUACAAGCAUAUUGCCAGAUUACGUUCGUGGAGAGAGCCUCGGCGAACAGGAGCAUUCUGUGGAGUAUACUUCCUUGCAUGGCUUUUGGACUUUCUUGUCCCGAUGAUAUUCUGUGGCCUAAUUGCUCUUGUUGCUUUCCCUCCGUGCAGGACGUGGCUAUUUCCCCCUGCGCCUAUCGCUCUUGUUGACAGCAAUACUGGGGGCGUACAGAAACCCAAAGCCGGCGUGCUAGGCUCUCACGAUAGUAUCACCGGAGCACCGGAGAAAAUGAAAGGCGAAGCUGCCGAGCAAGAGGCCAGUAACUUAAUCGCCAGUGCAGCUACUGUCGCAGUGGGAAGCGUUGCUGGUAAGCAUGAUCAGGGGACGCCAGAAGAUGCUCCCUUGGAAUCGUCCAUUCCCGAUGCCAUGGAUGCUGUUUCCGAAGCAGCAGAUGCACAAACUGCCGCUCAUGGAGGAGUACCGGCUGGCUCUCACGACAAGACCAGGCAGCCUAUGAAGGAGACGGUGCUCAAUGGUGCGAAUAUGGGCAUGCGCAUCUUGAGUGACAUAGUGGAUACCUACGAAAGGCUUGGGAAUGCCCUGUCACCAACACCGCCAUUUUCGUCUACAACCCCAUGUCUACGGUUGGUGAGCGUUUUAUCUCUUGGGUUACUCGGGUCACUUAUGACAUCAAGCUAUGUGUUUGUCAAGAUGAGCACUUUCACGGUGGGAUUCGGUUUCUUCGGGGACCCGGUUUUUGCCCGCCUCACUGCGUACUUGAACCGCAAAUACCCAGGCUGGAUCAAACUCCUUGAAUUGCAGAACUCGCUCUUGAAAGGAAUCCCCACAAAUGCCCAGCUAACCUUAACCCUCCUACGUAUCGGCGAAAGAAAUGCAGCCCCCUUACCACCACCACCUUCAGACUCAUUACUCAAAGCACCUUCCCACCCCACAUCCCUCAACCCUAGCGAAGUCAACCUAGAUGCAACAGAAGAAGAAAUAGCCCAAGCAGCCGCCCCAGACCCCUUAGUCCAACCGCAGCACGGAGAGGAAAAAUUACAAACAGACAAGCCCAAGAAAACACUGGGCUCCCGUGUUGUCAACUUCUUUCGAGGAACAACGGCCACGGGCAUCGAAAGCAAACUUGCGGUGGACCGGGUCCGGGCAGCUGCCGGGUCAAAGCACGGCAAAGCCCGAGUUGGAAUUCUCAGCAAGAAGGGGGAAAUGAGGUCACCUUCAGGACCGGUCCAGUUUGACGCGAGGUACAAGGGGAAGCGAGGGGCCGUGGUGAUUGAUUCAUCGCUUGAUACGCCGUUGUUGUAUUUCACGACGGAUCCGACUGCGGAGUUGAGUGAUCAGAAGCUUGAAAGUAGGGGGAAGGGAACUGUGUUCUUCAGCAUGCCCGUAACUGAUAUUCGGGAGUUGCGGAAGAUUGGAGGAUUUGGGUGGAAGGGGAAGUUAGCUGCUGGAUGGGCGGUGGGAAGUAAAGAGGUGGUUGAUGGGCUGGAGAUCGUUGGGAAGGAUCCAAAGCACCAGCAUUAUCAACUAACUGCGAUGAAGACGAGGAAUCAAUUGUUCAAUCGCUUGGUGGCUAUUGAUGGACAGGUUUGGGAAAGCUAUUAA
Messenger RNA from Aspergillus alliaceus, 2040 nucleotides. Its product is annotated as DUF3292 domain-containing protein. NCBI's taxonomy places the organism in Eukaryota, Fungi, Ascomycota, Eurotiomycetes, Eurotiales, Aspergillaceae. The record is from RefSeq and is a predicted model, not a curated record. Bases 1 to 2040 code for a protein of 679 amino acids. The transcript has 5 exons.